AUGGCAUCCAUCAACGGUUUCCGCGUUGCACUCUACGUCGUCCUGUGGCUCUUCUCCGCCGUCCUACUUGGCCUGACGGCCACGCGGCUCCAUUAUACGCUCUUCCUCCCGCCUUUCGACCCGCUGAAUAGCGGAAAGCCAUUCUACGACCCCAUUGUCGCCGAGCUGCUCGUCACCUCCAUCCUUGCGCUUUUCUGGUCGUCCUACAUCAUCCACGUUAUCCACCGAAGCUACGACUACGGCAGGUUUUCGAGCUUUGCCGCCGAGCUCCUUGGGCUCAUGGCCCUCUUCACGCUAUUCCUGGUUGGCGCGGCGAUCUCCUCGACGUUCUGGGGCGACCUGUUCUGGUGCCACGAAUUCUGGCAAUGUCGCCUGCUGACCGCGCUCGUCGCGUUCGCGUGGAUGUGCUGGGUGAUGACCUUUGCGCUCAUCGUCAUCUCCGUCCUAUUCGCUGUUGCCAACUCGGCGUUCUUCCACCCGCUCCACGGCCGGUACGACCCGCACUCGAGCUUCUUCGGAGGAAACCGCAAGGACCGUCGCUCGCGCUGGUGCUGA
This is a messenger RNA of Dichomitus squalens LYAD-421 SS1, 555 nucleotides long. RefSeq lists its product as uncharacterized. Lineage: Eukaryota; Fungi; Basidiomycota; Agaricomycetes; Polyporales; Polyporaceae. The transcript has 5 exons. Bases 1 to 555 code for a protein of 184 amino acids. The record is from RefSeq and is a predicted model, not a curated record.